GCGCUUGCAUCGGCCGGCUGGGGUUAUGAGAGCUCGCGCUCUUCACUGGUGUGGCGGCGUGAGUGCGUGGUGUGUGUGGCGUCUUUGUUGUGGAAGCUUUUUUAGGAUAUUUACUUGUUUUGUGCAUGACUAGAUGCGUGGCGGCCUUGGACGGAGGAGAGUUAGAAAGCAAUGUAGGAGGGUGGCAUGUUUUGGAUGUGGGGGAUUUUUUGUGGAGUAAUGGAGGGAGCGAUGGAGCUUUCCUCGGGCCGAAAGUCGUCCUGGUCUGCCUCGCACCGCUGAAUGCUACGUCCUGCUUGUUUAUGCGGAGUUUCUACCCCAUGAGUCGUUCCAGCAGAACAAUAUACGUUGGCAACCUUCCCGGUGAUGUGCGAGAGAGUGAAAUCGACGAUUUGUUUUACAAGUAUGGGCGUAUCUUAGAUAUCGAUUUGAAGCUGCCCCCCAGGCCUCCUGGUUAUGCUUUUAUAGAGUUUGACGAUCCUCGGGAUGCUGAAGACGCCAUCAAAGCUAGAGAUGGCUAUGUUUUUGACGGCCACCGUUUGCGGGUAGAAUUUGCUCAUAGUGGUGGUCGUGGUCAUCCCUCUUAUGGCGGUGAUCGGCAUAGCAAUAGCUACCGUGGUGGUGGUGGUGGAGGGGGAGGCGGCGGUGGAGGCGGCCGCGGGGUUUCUAGGCGCUCAGAGUACAGAGUUGUAGUGACGGGUUUACCAUCGUCGGCCUCCUGGCAGGAUCUGAAAGAUCAUAUGCGUACAGCUGGAGAUGUUUGUUUCGCUCAAGUUUUCCGGGAGUCGAAUGGUAAUGAAUGCUCUUAUUCUAGGCUUUUUGUUCUGACUUCCCUGACGACAGGAACCAGAGGCAUUGUCGACUUUACAAACUAUGAUGACAUGAAAAACGCGAUACGAAAACUCGACGACACUGAGUUUCGCAAUCCUUUUUCGCAUUCAUACAUUCGGGUGAGGGAGGAUAAAUCGGGAGCAAAGCGGAGCACAAGCCGCAGCCGUAGCCGCAGCUGGAGUCGCGGCAGCCGUAGCCGCAGUCGGAGCCGCAGCCGCAGCAGGAGUGCGAAAAGCCGGUCGAGGUCGAAGAGUAGAUCUCGCUCCCCAGCGCGUCGAUCCCGCUCGCCAGUGCGUCGCUCUCGCUCGCGCUCGGCAUCACGCUCUCCUGCGCGGAAUGAGCUUUCAAGAUCAAAGUCGCCAGUUGUGAAGCGUAAAUCAACGUCUCGCUCCCGCUCUCGCUCGCGGUCACGAUCGCCUACACCCCGGGCACAAGACACGGCUGCAAACAACAAAUCCGGCAGCCCAAACGGACGCGGUAGUCCCAGUCCCAGCAGGAGCCCCAGCCCCAAGCCCGAGAACAACAACAUCGCCACCGAGGAGAACGACACAGUCAUGAACGAUAAGUCGCCUGGUGCUCGGAGCCCAUCACCCGUUUCGGAGGGUGCUUAAAUCUAAUCUCAAGAGCAAGGAACAAGCAAGCAAGCAAGCAAGAAGAAAAACAAUUUUUCUAACUGUUGUAGAAUACAUAUGCUUUUUUUUAUUUUAUUUUUAUCAAUCUGGAUUCGAUGUUUGUGUGCUA
This is a messenger RNA of Selaginella moellendorffii, 1572 nucleotides long. RefSeq names its product serine/arginine-rich-splicing factor SR34. Lineage: Eukaryota; Viridiplantae; Streptophyta; Lycopodiopsida; Selaginellales; Selaginellaceae. The record is from RefSeq and is a predicted model, not a curated record. The transcript has 12 exons. The coding region runs from base 126 to 1442 and encodes 438 amino acids. Gene Ontology annotation, molecular function: mRNA binding. Gene Ontology annotation, cellular component: cytoplasm; ribonucleoprotein complex; nucleus.